Messenger RNA from Ornithorhynchus anatinus (platypus), 1122 nucleotides. It is a transcript of the gene DNAJC4, whose product is annotated as DnaJ heat shock protein family (Hsp40) member C4. The transcript is spliced from 7 exons. NCBI's taxonomy places the organism in Eukaryota, Metazoa, Chordata, Mammalia, Monotremata, Ornithorhynchidae. Bases 87 to 764 code for a protein of 225 amino acids. The record is from RefSeq and is a predicted model, not a curated record.
GGGUGGGCGGGGCGAGAGCCGGAAAUGGCGGCCGUGGCGGCGGCGUCUCCCGCUUCGACCUAAGUCGUCGACCUCACCACGCCACCAUGCCCCUUCUGCUCCUGGCCUCCCGCCUGGGCCAGCUGUGCCCUCACCGCCCUCUCUCCCGGCACCUUUCCACGACCCUUGGCCGGCGAUCCGGCCCAAGUAAUUACUAUGAGCUACUGGGGAUCAGUCCGGACGCCAACACCGAAGAGGUUAAACGGGCUUUCUUCACCAAGUCCAAAGAGCUGCACCCCGACCGGGACCCCGGCAACCCGGCCUUGCACAGCCGCUUCGUGGAGUUGAACGAGGCCUACCGGGUGCUCAGUCGAGAACACAGCCGCCGCAGCUACGACAGCCUGCUCUACUCCAGCCCGCCACCCGCCCCGCGGCCCUCCGCCCGGCGUGGCUCCCAGGCCUCCUCCGCCUCCAGGUCCGGGCCGGCCUCCGACGCCAAGUACUGGUCCCAGUUCCGCAGGAUGAGGCCCGAGGGGCCGGGGGAGCGGCGGCAGCAGCAGAGACGCAACCAGCGGGUCCUGGGCUACUGCCUCCUGCUGAUGCUGACGGGCAUGGGUCUGCACUACUUCGCCUUCAGGGUGCUGGAACAAGUCCAUCGGAGAUUCAUGGACAAGAAGGACCGGGUCUUCACCGCCAUCUACAACGAGACCAGAGCCCGGGCAAGGACAAGCAGGGCCCGUCUGCUGCAGGAGCGAGGGCAGAAGCCGGCGGGGGCAGAAAAGUGACUCCUCCGCGGGCCAGACCGCCCGUCCCCUCCGCUUACCCCCGGGGGCUCCGGCCGGGACCCCCAAGCCAAGUAAUAAACCGGGGGAGCGCGUCGCAGCCCGUCUUCUUCCUUCGAAGCCCCCCGCCCACCCUCGGCGGGCCCGGGCCCGAGCUCUCCGGGGGCUCUGGCCGGGACCCCCAAAAGUUGCAAUAAACUGGGGAAGCUGGUUGCGGUCUCUUUGCUUCUAAGCCCCUCGCCCACCCCUCACCCCGCUCGGCAGGCCCGAGGUCCUCGGGGGCUCUGGCCGGGACCCCCAAACCGUGCGAUAAGCCGACCGGGACCCCAGCAUCACGCAAUAAACCGGGGGAGCAACUAAA